This is a messenger RNA of Cladophialophora yegresii CBS 114405, 1791 nucleotides long. RefSeq lists its product as uncharacterized. The record is from RefSeq and is a predicted model, not a curated record. Gene Ontology annotation, biological process: mitochondrial respiratory chain complex III assembly. Gene Ontology annotation, cellular component: mitochondrial inner membrane. NCBI's taxonomy places the organism in Eukaryota, Fungi, Ascomycota, Eurotiomycetes, Chaetothyriales, Herpotrichiellaceae. The transcript has a single exon. The coding region runs from base 1 to 1791 and encodes 596 amino acids.
AUGUCGAGGACUCUUCCGACCUCGACGCUACGAACUUUGGCACGCUCGCAGCGGGCUCCUUUGGUCCAUUCGAAGCCGUGCAGGCACUUCUCUACUACCAGGCAGCCCUCGCAGAAAGCUACCAAUCCAGCGUCUUCCCCUUCUCGUCGUGGGGCGAAGCGUCCUGGUACCCAGCUUCUCGUCGCAGCCGCGGCCCUCGCUCUAAUCUAUAUCAGUACCAGGUCGCCUGCCCCAGCGCAAGCAGAAGCACCUGCUCAGGAUGCCCCGGAACUGCUGAUCGAGAGGUCGAAGAAGAAGAAAGGAUUGUCGAAAGAACAGAACAGGGAUCUCAUUAGCUCACAGCAUCUGCAAGUCAAGAAGAGCUGGGAGAAUCCGGGUGUCUACGCCUGGGGAUCGAACACAGGUCGGGUCGCCGCACCAGACUCGAACGAGACGUAUAUCAAGACGCCGCGGAGGCUAAGCUGGUUUGAUGAUGUCCUACUGCGAGAUCUCAAGCUUGACAGGACCUUCGGCGCCGCAGUGCUGGAGAAUGGCGAUCUCGUGCAAUGGGGCAAUGCGUAUUCAGAGGACAUCCGCCAGCCAACAGUCACCUUGAAAGGCAAGGAUCUGACGUCGAUUGCUAUUUCCAAGGAUCGAAUAAUCGGUCUGGGCAAAAGCGGGACUGUCUACUCCGUCCCAGUCUCAAAAGCGGACCAAGAAAAUGGACACAAGCAGACCGAGGGUUCCUGGAUCCCAUUCUGGAGCUCGACCUCCGCAAUCAGCUACAGGAAGCUAGAACCCAAGGGCUUGGGCUCGCGCGAGAAGGUGACUGCCAUUAGCGGUGGUCUAGAACACGUCCUCCUUCUCACAUCGGCCGGGCGAGUCUUCUCCGCCGCGUCGGGGACAGAGGAUUUCCCCAGUCGUGGCCAACUCGGAGUCCCCGGUGUAACAUGGCUCACUCGCCCCGAAGGGCGCUACGACAUGUGUCACGAACUGACCACCUUAAAGGGCUUCGACAUCGCAAAGCUCGCCACCGGAGACCACCACUCACUCGUUCUUGACAAAGAAGGCAGAGUCUUCGCGUUUGGAGACAACUCCUCUGGCCAACUCGGCUUCGAUUAUAAUCCCGAAGCACCCUUCGUUGAUACACCCUCUCUUUUACCCACAACUCGUCUAUACCAAGGAACUAAUCAGAAACCUCGUGUCACGUCUAUCGCCGCCGGUGGCCAAAACAGCUUUUUCACCGUGGAAGCCACCCGGGUCGCGGGCCCCGAUGAAGAUCAGUCUUCCAUCCCGACCCUGGGCAAAGUCACCGCAGACACCUGGGCAUGCGGUACCGGCAUCAAGGGAACGUUAGGGAACGGGAGAUGGACGCAUAUCCAGGGAACACCGACGAAGGUCCCCGCACUCUCGGGUAUGUUCGAAUACGACGAGAAGACCCGCAAGGUCGUCCCCAUCCGCAUGUCCCAGAUCUCUGUUGGGAGCACCCACGCCUCCGCCGUCCUAGACAACGUCACGUAUCUCAACGCGAGUGAGAAAUCCUCCGAGGACGAUACAAAUUGGGGCUCUGACGUGCUCUGGUGGGGAGGCAACGAGUUCUACCAGUUGGGGACAGGCAAGAGGAACAACAACCCCACCCCGGUGUAUAUCAAGCCCUUGGACACGGCGAGUGAGGUCGAAGCGGGAAGGAAAGAGGAGCACAGACUCCACUUGACGCCGAUGAAGAAUGUCAACGUCAAAGGCCGGAAGGUUCGGAUGGAGCAGAGAGUCGAGUGCGGGAGGAAUGUGACUGCUGUUUAUUCAGGGGUUUGA